AAAACGGUCAACAAUUAUCUUAGAAUAGCUCUUGUAAGAGGAAUCUAUGAAAAUUUGAUCUAGACUAAAAAUUGUAGUGAAGAAAAUAAUUAUAAAUGGAGAGCUUUUGAAACUACAUGCUUGAAUAUCAUUCAACAAUAAUGGCUUCUUUAUUUGAUUGUUUCUUCCUCCUUUUUUCUCUUAUCUUCUUCACUAUUUCCCCAUCUUCAGCUAAAACACUGCCAUUUCGUCCAAAUACAAUAGUCAUUCCAGUUUCCAAAGAUAAAUGCACCAACCAAUACACCAUCCAAAUCAGCCAACGAACACCUUCUACACCGGUGAAGUUAACGGUGGAUCUUGGCGGAAGGUUCAUGUGGGUUAACUGUGAAGAAAGCUAUACUUCUUCCACAUACAAACCUGCAAAAUGUAACUCCACUCUUUGCUCACUUGCUAACUCAAAAGUUUGCACUACUGAGCCGACUCAGUGUAGUUCUAGCCCUAGGCCAGGGUGCAAUAACAAUAGUACAUGUACCAAAUUCAUCCAAAACAGAGUUGUGUACAUCGGCACCGGGGGGGAGCUCGGUCAGGAUACGGUUUCUAUUCAGUUCUAUAAUAAAAACAAUCCCGGCAGGAUUGUUUCAUUGGCCAGUUUCCCGUUUUUUUGCGGUAUAACAUGGCUAUUGGAUAGUCUUGCGGAGGGGGUCACUGGGGUAGCUGGUUUCGGAAGAUCGAGCAACAUUUCGCUUCCUGCUUAUCUCUCCGAUUCUAUGGAUCUCCCGAAAAAAUUUGCAAUUUGUUUGAGUUCUAAUUACAAAAACAAUGGCUUGAUAUUCUUCGGAAAUGGUCCGAAUUAUGAACCGCUUACAUACACUCCGCUGAUCCUCAACCCCGUCGAGGAUCUGAUUACGGGCGGAUCAGCUGACUACUACAUUGGAGUUAAAUCCAUAAGGGUUGAUGGGAAAAAGAUUAAAUUUGACGAGAAUUUGUUAUCCGUCGUUAAAGAUGGCAGUGGCGGAACCAUGCUUAGUACCGUAAAUCCAUACACUGUGUUGCAUACUUCUAUUUAUAAAGCUCUUCUUAGAGAUUUUACCAAGAAGAUGGAAUUAAAAUUUAGAUCUCUUGUGGUACCUUCAGUACCAGUACCAUUUGGAGCAUGCUACUAUUCAAGCGGGUUCGGUACGAUUGAAGAAUUCUUGGCGAUCGUACCGGCAAUUGAUCUGGAAUUGGAAAGUGCAGAUGGUAAAAAUGUGUCUUGGAGAUUCUCCGGUGCAAAUUCAAUGGUGGCAGUCAAUAGCUACACUAUGUGUUUGGCGUAUAUUGACGGUGGAUCGCAACCCUGGGCUCCGAUUAUUAUUGGUGGGCAUCAGCUAGAAGAUACUGUUCUACAGUUUGAUCUUGAUAAAUCAAGACUUGGUUUCAGUUCUAAUCUUGUUUAUAAGAAUACCACUUGCUCCAACUUUGUUGACUCCAUGUAAUAAUCUUCUAUGAUUUGUCAUUAUGUCUUGUUCUUGCCUUGUGCAAGACCAUAGAUAAAUAAAGAAAUUUCUUAUUUACAUAA
Mercurialis annua (annual mercury) is the source of this 1537-nucleotide messenger RNA. RefSeq names its product probable aspartic proteinase GIP2. Gene Ontology annotation, biological process: proteolysis. The transcript has a single exon. The coding region runs from base 117 to 1454 and encodes 445 amino acids. The record is from RefSeq and is a predicted model, not a curated record. Lineage: Eukaryota; Viridiplantae; Streptophyta; Magnoliopsida; Malpighiales; Euphorbiaceae. Gene Ontology annotation, molecular function: aspartic-type endopeptidase activity.